AUUAUCACUGUUAUUCAAGUACUAUUGAGUAACAGUGAUGAUAAAGGCUCUUUAGCUGGAAUAUAAUGAUACUACUAAUAAGGAUAUCGAGUGCUUGCUUUGUGUCAAGCGCCGUUCUGGGCACUAAGAGAAGAUCAUCAAGAUGGACAUGGUCCCCGGCCCACGUAGGCCUCGCAGUCUUAAUGUCAAUGUUGAAACCUGUUUUGAUCAAAUUUAAGGAAGGCGAUUUGACUCUUUCAACCUGCUGAGUUAGGGCAUCGAGGAAACUCUACCAGACCGUUUUGAUUUGUGGUCCAGCAAUCGUGUCUUGGGUUUGUCUGGCACACAUUUUAAUGGCCCUUUUUAAGAAAAUCAGAUUGAUCCUUUGAAUUUUCCCGCCCCUUUUGGUCACGUUAAAACGCCCAACUUUGAGUCCCGAACCUUUUCUUUUGUUGAAAAUAUAUAAAGCCCUAGGAUGUUUUGUCAUGUUAAUGUGAAAUAGGCCUGAUGUUUAUUGAAUGUGUCUUCUCUUGUUCCCAUAUGAAAAUUGAAACCAGUUGAUCGUGAAGUGUAAAUGGUCUCUUGUGGGGUGUGAGGGUAUGUGUUUUUUUUAAACCCCAAACAACAAGUGAGAUCAGAUGGAGUGGGAAGUAACCAUCCCCAAUAUGUGGGAAAUGAGUCCAAGUUUUUUUUUUAAUUCUCACAAAUUUACCAUGAAUUAAUUGACUUCAGUUAGGGAUUCCUACCCUAUUCUGUAAAGACAAGAAAGCUCCCUUCCAAAUCCACCAAAGAUAUAAUAGUAUAAAUGUACAAGUUGAAGCAUAUUUCAUCUCUUUUAAUCAGUGUUCCUGAUUGUCGUUUUGUUCAAGCAUUUUAUUUUCUGCCUCUUGUUCCUUCAGUGAUUGAAGUCCUGGAACAUAGUUUCUCUUUAAAAUAGUAAGUUAAAUUGGAGGAAGUCCUGGAAAUCCGAAGAUGUUUCUGCCCAGGAUUCCUUGUUUUGUACCUACAUUUCAAGUGAUUUCAGAAGUUUGCUGAUGAAAGAAAUAAGGGACACUUAUUGAAUCAUGCCAUUUGAAAAGAAGCAUUUUUUUAAUGAUGAAGAGAGAACUACUCUUUUAAAAGAUAUUGGUGCAAAGAAACGAUUUGAUAAUGCUAUGAAAAUUGGAAUAGUUCAUGAUACGUUAAUGUCUGCAUCCCAGCCAACAUUUUUAGAAGAUAGCUUUUCUUAUGAACUGAAAAAUGUGAAAAUUCACUUGCCUAAGGUAAAUAUACCCAAAGCAGUGGCAUUGCAACAUGAAGGUGACAGAUUCAGAAAAUUAUUUCAGAGUAAACCACAAACUGCAAGAAAAUCCCUUAGUAAAGAGAAGGUGAGUGCAAGUUCUUUACGGUGUUUAGAGGGACGGAGCUUGCUGCAUAAAUCUGAAGGGCAGUUUGAAGAAGAGGGGAUGAAAACGGCAGCCAAAAUCCUCAAUUUCAACUGUUCAAAAUGUAGAAACAAUGUUCGAUACAGCCCAAAUGAUUUGCAGAAACAUUUUGAACUGUGGCACCAGGGAGAGUUGCCCUCAUACCCUUGUGAAAUGUGUAGUUUUUCAGCUAAUGAUUUUCAGGCAUUCAAACAACACAGACGCAUCCACCGAAGCACUUUAGUAAAAUGUGAGAUUUGUAAUGAUGAGACUACCUACACUUUACUGGACCUGACGAAACAUUUCACAUCUAAACAUUGUGUGAAAGGUAAUUUUCAAUGUGAAAAAUGUAGGUUUUCUACAAAGGAUGUGGGCACAUUUGUUCAGCACAUUCAUAGGCAUAAUGAAAUCCAGUAUAAAUGUGGUCAGUGUCCUCAAGUAAGUUUUACCAAAGGAGAGUUCCAGCGGCAUCUUCUUGUUCACUCUGGCACAUUUUCCUUCCGUUGUCAGUAUUGCAGCUACAGUGCGAUGCGGAAGGAUCACCUUAUAAAACAUGUUAUAGGUUCGCAUAGAGAUAAUUUAUAUGCAAAAGAGAAACUGGAAAAGGACAACUGUGAAAAAAGAAUCAUGAAGACCCCUUCGGGGCUUAAGCUUAUAUUAAGGAGAUAUAAAAUGGGAACCUCAAGGAAGACACUUUGGAAAAGAAAGAAAAUGAAUAAUGCGAGUGACGGAAGUACUGAAAAAGAUACACAAGUGCUUAAAAGUAUAAAUAAAAUUCAGCGUAAUGCCGAAGAACAAAACCAACUUCUCAAGGAGCUGCAUGUAAGUGAAGAAAAGACCACGUGUAACGAGAAGCAAACUCAGAACUACGCAGAUUCAGAAAUGAGAACCCUGUCAACCACACAAAACAAUAAAACUGAAGAGGAAUCAAGUUCCGGUUUGGGAUCACUGAAGAAUACUGUACAUGGACCAACUGUGCUGAUGGUGAAAAACAAUAAAAUAACUGUCCCCGCAAACUACAGCGCCAAGUUUAUGGGAUUCAAGCUGGUGGACGGAAAGCAACAUAUAGUGAUAAAGUUGUUGCCCACCAGUAAACAUAAUUUGCAUUCAUCAGGUCGACAAUCAGAUGAAGUCAAAGUUAGCACUACUAAUUCUCAGCUCCGUCCUGGUGACACCACUGGUUUAUCGGUCCCAGGUGCUUCCCUGCACGCACAUCAACUGAAUAACACAGUUUGCACUAUGUCUUCUACUCCUCUUUCAUUUUCUGCUCUUCCAUUUUCGGGGAAAGUGGAACCAGGAAAGCAAAAGACUGCUUUAGCUCACUGUAAGAGUAAAUCUCUGACUGGUGCAUAUGAGAGCAAGACUCCUGGAAAAAGUCCACUGCACUUGUCCACAAAACCAGAGUUGGCAACGGCACCUUUGAAUUUAGCCAUGAAAGUUGGACCCAGAGGUAGUGUUGGCCCGUGUGGAAGUUGUACCACUCAAAGUCAUCCUCAGGUGUUGUGUACCACUGUCACAAGCCCAGUCAAUGUGGAGUCUCUGAAAACAAAUUAUCCCGGUGAACUAAAAGCACAAAAUAGUAGAAUGAGUGCUAACUACAACGUGAACUAUCUCAACUAUAUGUCAUCAGUUGACGACUCCAGUCAUCCUCCAGAAUCGUUACCUUUCCAUAAUUACUCCAAAGUGCACAUUUUGGGUAGUCCAUGUUGUAGUCCAGUAGGGGCGCAUGAAAAUCCAAAAGGAGAACCCCUAAUGAGCCAAAUGUUUUCUCAUAGGAGUAACUUCGGGAAUGAACCUAGUCCCUCAUUUCCUGCACUGGCAAAGGGGAGCAAAAAUCCAGGCAGUCUGUUAGAAUCUCCAUCCCAGAGUAGUAGGGCUUACCGCUCACCGGACACUAAGGAUACGUGUGGAUGUUUGAAAAAGGAGCCUUUCCGUGAUGCAGAUAGGCCGUGUUUUGUAGGAAGAGGACAAAGUAAUGGCCAACAGUAUUUGCACACUAAUGAAAAUCAAGAUUUUGAGAGCAUACCUGAGAAGUCCAAAUGGGACCGUACCUCUUUUGUUAAUUCAUCCUCAAUGCCUAAAAUCACAUCCGUUUUCUCUCUGCAGAGCAAGCAGGCAUCUCAUUUUUUGUCACCUGAAGUAAAACAGGUGCUCCAAGAGGUUUUGAAGGUAAAGUCAAGCACUCAUGAAGAAUCUCACAAUAUCUUAGAUAAAGCUUUGAAACUUGAACAGCCAUUUUGGAAACAGGAGGAGGAGAGCAACAUAGUCACACGUGUAAAAGACUCAACUACAUGCUGUUUACCCUUUCCUUCUAGUAAAAUGGGUGUAACUGUACCUCCAAGAGAUCUGAAUGUAAAAGAUAAGCCAACAAAUUCAGUUAUAUACUAUGGGAAAGAAAGGCAAGUACCAUCAACAUCGAACGAUUUUGGAAAUUCAGAGAAAAUAUCAAGAAGUUCUGGCGUUAACACAUUACUUAAGACUCAGGCGGAUACAGUAAUAGCCCAACAGCAUGUAAAUGACAAAAUAUGGGCUACUACGGUAAAUAGACCAGUAAAUUCAGAACCCAAUAAAGCUGUUUUUGUUCAGUCCACUUCAAAAGGAUUUCUCGUACCACUGCACCUUGCUAACAAACCCGGAUUACAUGUUGUUUCAGGAAGAUCUCGAUCAUCAACGAAUCCACCGGACGUUUAUUCAACCUCAGGCCUGCCUGCGUCUCUUCUUCUAAACAAGGGACCCGGAAUGAUUCUAACACUCAGCAAUAAGAUGCUUGGGGCAGCUGCGACUGUCCCAGAUGACAGUGCUCGAGUAUCUGGUGACGCUACAACCAAAGAGCCUAACAAAACACCUUUAAAGGCAGAGAGGAAAAGUGACCAUCUUACGGCGGGGCUCUGUUCCUCUGCCUUCGGUAGUAGUCCUGAUGUUACAGUUAGUUCAGCCAACAGCAUGCCAUUUAAGGGACCUUAUGUUCUUUCUGGGUCUGCGGAAACGGCAGUGAGAGGGAUUGCCUCUCUUAAUGUGUUGCCUGAACAUAGAAGCACAGUGUUGGGUACUUCGGAUUCAGUAGAGCAGCAACGUGAAUUCCAGCAGAAACCGUCGCUUUAUGCACUCGUGCCCGAAGGUCAACCAACUGUUCUUCUAAAAUGUGUGACACCACACAAGCCCAAAGUUCAUAAACCUGAUAUAGUCCAAGAUAAUGCCAGUAGUCCAAGUCCUCAACCAAAGACAUCUGAAGGAAUGCAACAAAAGAUAUUACUGAAAAUAGUUAAGACUCCUCCAGCUGAGGUCCUGGCUGAUCAUCAGUCAGGAAACAAUUCCAGGCCCACUUUGCAAGAAGACAGCCUACAGUCUCAUAAAAUUUCCUCAGCAGAGCAGAAACAGCCUGCGUCUUCUAGUGAUGCCUUACUCUUCUCAGAUAGAUUGGUGCCAGCGAGUCCGUCAGAGGGACCUUGCACUGCGACAGAUGGUAGUAAAAAGUCAGGGUAUCCUACAUACCACAGAGAGGCACAAUUAUUAAGGUGUAAAACUAACUGUACCUGGGAGAGUGGCUUAAAUAAUGAGAAGCCCACAUGGAAUACCAGAAACAAAAGUUCAAAAAUAAGAACUCACUUGAAACCUAAGGAUCCUGAAACGGGGCUUGCGUGUAAAACCCGAAAUGGUCGAAGAAAAACCAAAGGUGAUUUCCAGGAACCACCUAAAAGGAAAGUAACAGUGCGCAGGAAUUGUAAGCGGAAGACUCAAACCGAGGAUGCCCUGGAGUCCCUUGGGUUUUGCAGACCAAAGUUAUCAAAGGAUGCUGUUAGGAUUUUGAAACUUUUUCCUUUUAGUUCUAAGCAACUUGUGAAAUGUCCUCGAAGAAAUCAACCAGUUGUUGUAUUGAACCAUCCCGAUGCGGAUUCUCCGGAAGUAAUCAAUGUCAUGAAAACGAUCACAAAGUAUAAAGGAAAUGUACUCAAGGUUUCACUGUCCAAAAGAACUAUUAAUACUCUCUUGGAACCAGCGAAUUGCAAUGUUCCUAACGCAUCUCUUGAUGAGAUUUCUGCUAAGAGGUACAGAAGGCGUAAAGCGUAUUGUUCUGUGAAAGAAAGAUUUGUGCUAAAGUUAACACUGAAGAAGACGAGCAAAAAUAAAUAUCAGAUUGUGAAAACUACCUCUGAUAAUACUUUGAAGGCUAAGUUUAGCUGUUGGUUUUGUGGUAGAAUAUUUGACAAUCAGGAUAGUUGGGUUGGUCAUGGACAGAGACACCUAAUGGAAGCUACUCGGGAUUGGGAUUUGUUAGGAUAAUUUACGUGGAUUCAUGAAAAAGCAAAACUCAGUUGCUUUUGAAAGAAUUUUAAAUUAUGAUAUGCAGGUGUUUUGUAUUACAACUUAGUAACUGAAGUUAAAAAUUAAAAGCAAAUGGCCAUAUUUUGAUGGGAGAACAAACUUUUCUGUUGGCAGCAAAUUGGAAAGACAUAACAAAAACCAUUCAUGCUUAGGUUUUGAAACUAACUGCAGUUAGAGUACUAUAAAACAACAUGCUUUAUGAUUCGUUUUUACAUUGUUACUAGUAGUGGACUUUCUGUUUUUUCUUACUGAUUAGGGUAUGUGUUCAGGAUUUCUGUAAAUAAUCAGGAAUUUAAUGUACAUAUCUUUGUACCGUUCAGUCAUUUGCUCUACUUCUUGCCCCAAGUUUGUGGGGCCUGAAAAGUUUAUUCUCUCCUUCAUUUUAGUUCUGUACUGCACUACUUAAACCUGGUUACAAAAACUUUCAGAACUACAUAAAGCUGUUUUCACAAUUUUGGUUUUAAUUUCAGUUGCUAGGGUUUGUUUUGUUUUGUAAAUUUAUUUUUCAGGGAUUGAACACUAUUGUUAGCAAGUGCCUAAAAGAUGUGAAACAGUUUACUCGGUCAGCUGUAUCCGUAGGCCCAGGAUGGGCCUUCCCCCCCCAAGAGUUUCAUUUUGAAAGCCAUAUAUGAAUGCUUUAAGCUAUCUCGCUAUGCACAUGACACUUGUACUAUUUCUGUGCAGUUUGUCUACUUUCUUAGUGAAGAAUUUUUCAUAUAAAUAAAACUGUUACAAUUGUGUUUAUUACAUUGAGCCUAAGAAUGGAAUUAAUUGGGAAUAUCCAGUAUAUAUUCAUAAUGUGUAUGGUGUUGAUUAAAAAAAUUAGUAGUCCUAAUUCCUGUAAUGACUUUUGUCAUCAAUAUUAAAUUUAUCUUAACAUUAUGUUUACACGACAUAGUUCUGGUGUACUGUAGUUAAAUUUUGUGGGAGUUUGGGUAGUUCCCUUUUUGAGAUUUAGUUUUUUUGGAAAAAACCUCUAUGGAAGAAUAUUCUGUUUAAAGCGUAGUGUAACUUUCAGAAAGUAAGAUGGAAACUGUAGAUAUGGAGAUUUUAUUUCAGAGGGUGUGAGAAAUAUAUUUUUUCAGAGUUAUUUGUGUUGAUGAAUAUUUAAAAAGGUCUUAAAAUGAAGCGUAAGCCUAAAAAAUUACCGUCUGAUGUGGGCAGAACCUUUCACCAUGUCAUUGUAUAUUAAGUCUUAUUUUUUCUUUAAAAAUUUGGACAUAAUUUUACCGCAAAUUGUAUUUUCACUGCUAUAUAUACUCCCGGACAUAUUAAAAAUGAGACGACUA
Molecule: messenger RNA, 6994 nt
Organism: Ornithorhynchus anatinus (platypus)
Lineage: Eukaryota; Metazoa; Chordata; Mammalia; Monotremata; Ornithorhynchidae
Gene: ZNF518A
Product: zinc finger protein 518A
Exons: 3
Coding region: 1044-5663 (1539 amino acids)
Biological process (GO): regulation of transcription by RNA polymerase II
Cellular component (GO): nucleus
Molecular function (GO): RNA polymerase II transcription regulatory region sequence-specific DNA binding; DNA-binding transcription factor activity, RNA polymerase II-specific
Source: RefSeq, a predicted model, not a curated record